AUGGUGAGGAGAAAUUCUCAAGACCAGGGAAAGAAAUUGGAAGCAAUAAGUGCUAAGCUUCAAAGGGCUGAAGAGCAGGCAACCAAGGAAAGGUGCACAAUGAGAAUGGAGCAGGAAUUGGUGUUAUUGAAGGGAGAGAGGAUUGUGCACAAGGAGUGUGAAAGCUUGCGGAGACAACUUUACAAUCAAAGGAGUCAAAUUAUCAAAAGCAUUCCUUGUUUCUGGUUAACUGCUUUUUUAAGUCAUUAUGCGCUUCACCAUCUCUUGAGUGGAGAAGAUCAGAAGAUAUUCAGAUUUCUUAAUUCUGUAAACGUUAAGAGACUGAAGACGUUGAAGGUGUCAUAUCUGGGAAUACAAUUACGUUGGUGA
Papaver somniferum (opium poppy) is the source of this 369-nucleotide messenger RNA. RefSeq names its product NAP1-related protein 2-like. The transcript has 4 exons. Gene Ontology annotation, biological process: nucleosome assembly. Gene Ontology annotation, cellular component: nucleus; chromatin. Bases 1 to 369 code for a protein of 122 amino acids. NCBI's taxonomy places the organism in Eukaryota, Viridiplantae, Streptophyta, Magnoliopsida, Ranunculales, Papaveraceae. Gene Ontology annotation, molecular function: histone binding; chromatin binding. The record is from RefSeq and is a predicted model, not a curated record.